This is a messenger RNA of Ilyonectria robusta, 420 nucleotides long. Its product is annotated as Phox homologous domain-containing protein. Gene Ontology annotation, biological process: late endosome to Golgi transport; endocytic recycling. The transcript has 3 exons. Gene Ontology annotation, cellular component: retromer complex; early endosome membrane. Gene Ontology annotation, molecular function: phosphatidylinositol-3-phosphate binding. The record is from RefSeq and is a predicted model, not a curated record. Lineage: Eukaryota; Fungi; Ascomycota; Sordariomycetes; Hypocreales; Nectriaceae. Bases 1 to 420 code for a protein of 139 amino acids.
AUGCCCGAUACUCGCCAGCAGAGCUUCGACGAGAUCUACGGCCCCCCCGAGAACUUUCUCGAGAUUGAGGUUCGCAACCCCCGAACCCACGGCAUGGGGCGCAACAUGUACACCGACUACGAGAUCAUGUGUCGCACCAACAUCCCCGCCUUCAAGCUGCGCCAGAGCAGCGUCCGCCGCCGCUACUCCGAUUUUGAGUACUUUCGCGACAUUCUCGAGCGCGAAAGCGCUCGCGUCACCAUCCCGCCGCUCCCCGGCAAGGUCUUCACCAACCGCUUCAGUGACGACGUCAUCGAGGGUCGCCGUGCGGGGCUCGAGAAGUUCCUCAAGAUUGUCGUCGGCCACCCGCUGUUGCAGACCGGCAGCAAGGUCCUGGCUGCCUUUGUCCAGGACCCCAACUGGGACCGUAAUGCUUGGUGA